Lotus japonicus is the source of this 1806-nucleotide messenger RNA. RefSeq names its product stearoyl-[acyl-carrier-protein] 9-desaturase, chloroplastic. Gene Ontology annotation, cellular component: chloroplast stroma. Gene Ontology annotation, biological process: fatty acid biosynthetic process; defense response. The transcript is spliced from 3 exons. Bases 486 to 1484 code for a protein of 332 amino acids. Gene Ontology annotation, molecular function: stearoyl-[ACP] desaturase activity; stearoyl-CoA 9-desaturase activity. NCBI's taxonomy places the organism in Eukaryota, Viridiplantae, Streptophyta, Magnoliopsida, Fabales, Fabaceae. The record is from RefSeq and is a predicted model, not a curated record.
AUUAAUGUUUUUUGGCCCGCAUUUCUGGUUUGGUAUUGUGAUGGUUGAGGUGGUUCGAUUUGCAUUCAAGCUUCUUCCUUUGCUUCUUGUUGUUUAUUUUUGGCUUGCAUGUCUUUUUCUUGUUCUGGUUGGUGAGGAUUUAGGAUGGUUUGUUUGGUUUAGAUAUUUAUGAUUGAUUAUGCAGAUAACACGAGGCUGGAACGUGUUUGUGUCACCAUAAUAUUUAACAAUUUCACUUUCCUUUUCUCAAAUUUUCUCUAUAUUCUUAACAAGCUCACCUAAAUUUUGGCCCCCACUUUGAGUUUGUUUUUAAAAUAAUUUAUAAGUUCUUUUGGUUGAUGGUUUGGUAUUCCUUGGUGGCUUUAAUCUUCAUUCAUUGUUGAAAUUCUUCUUUUUCUUCCUUAGCUCCAACCUGAGUAGAGGUAGAAAGCAUCAAGAAGCCUUUUACGCCUCCCAGAGAAGUGCAUGUUCAAGUAACCCACUCUAUGCCACCACAGAAGAUUGAGAUUUUCAAAUCUCUUGAGGGUUGGGCUGAGGAGAACAUCUUGGUUCACCUUAAACCGGUAGAAAAAUGCUGGCAACCACAGGAUUUUCUACCUGAUGCUUCCGCUGAUGGAUUUGAAGAGCAAGUGAGGGAACUGAGAGAGAGAGCAAAGGAGAUUCCAGAUGAUUACUUUGUUGUUCUGGUUGGGGACAUGAUCACGGAAGAAGCCCUUCCUACUUACCAAACAAUGCUUAACACUUUGGACGGCGUUCGUGAUGAAACAGGGGCCAGCCCUACUCCGUGGGGAGUUUGGACAAGGGCAUGGACUGCUGAAGAAAAUAGACACGGUGAUCUGCUUAACAAAUAUCUUUACUUGUGUGGACGUGUUGAUAUGAGACAAAUUGAGAAGACAAUUCAGUACCUGAUUGGGUCUGGAAUGGAUCCUCGAACUGAGAACAGCCCCUACCUUGGUUUCAUCUACACUUCAUUUCAAGAGAGGGCGACCUUUAUUUCCCACGGAAACACGGCCAGGCAUGCUAAGGAGCAUGGUGAUAUAAAGCUGGCUCAGAUCUGUGGUCUGAUCGCCGCUGAUGAGAAACGCCACGAGACCGCCUACACCAAGAUUGUGGAAAAGCUGUUUGAGAUUGAUCCUGAUGGAACAGUCAUGGCAUUUGCUGACAUGAUGAAGAAGAAAAUUGCUAUGCCAGCACACCUGAUGUACGAUGGCCGAGAUGAUAACCUGUUUGACAACUACUCUUCCGUAGCCCAGCGUAUCGGGGUCUACACUGCCAGGGACUACGCUGAUAUACUCGAGUUUCUAGUCGGGAGGUGGAAGGUGGAGCAGAUAACUGGACUGUCAGGCGAGGGACGGAAGGCUCAGGAGUACGUUUGUGGGCUGCCACCAAGAAUCCGAAGGCUGGAGGAGAGAGCUGCAGCAAGAGUGAAGGAAACAUCAACAAUUCCAUUCAGCUGGAUUCAUGACAGGGAAGUACUACUCUGAACUCAGCAAGGAGCAUUAUCGUGAAUCCAUUACCGGCAAUCUAUUUGGAGAUCUGUUGAAUAGUUCAUAAUUCAGUGUUUUUUUUUUUUUUUGAGUCCAUUGCUAUAUGUCACUGUAAGGUGAAACAGUUGUUCUUAUGUGGUUCACUAGUUAUGCUUAAGCUUCAGCAGUCAGGGGGGUUGGUUCUAGUAUUAGAAAAUACUAUUUUGCUUUCUUUUUUGUUUCUUGUUUUCCUUUUCUUUGUGGUAGUGAUAUCUGUCUAUGCUAAAGUUUUUCUGUCGCAAUUUUGAUGAUAAAAGAUAAUUUAGUUCUUCGCUGGUCA